This is a messenger RNA of Anolis carolinensis (green anole), 4616 nucleotides long. RefSeq names its product tripartite motif containing 71 (gene trim71). NCBI's taxonomy places the organism in Eukaryota, Metazoa, Chordata, Lepidosauria, Squamata, Anolidae. The transcript is spliced from 4 exons. Bases 1481 to 4255 code for a protein of 924 amino acids. The record is from RefSeq and is a predicted model, not a curated record. Gene Ontology annotation, biological process: protein polyubiquitination; proteasome-mediated ubiquitin-dependent protein catabolic process; negative regulation of translation. Gene Ontology annotation, molecular function: zinc ion binding; protein binding; translation repressor activity.
ACGGGGGGGGGGGGGGUUAGGGUCGAUCCUCAGUGCAAAUACCACGCACCUUUCCUCCCUUAGGGAUUUUUGAUUCGGCCUUCUUUGGGAAGGGUUUAAAACCCUCCUUUUCUUAGAAAACUCCAUGCGAAGGAAGGAGAUCUGACAAAGGGAACGUGACCCGCUCCUUCCCUUCCUCCCUCCCUUCCCCCGCUUUCCGCGGCCUCCAUGAAUAAUUACGAUCCUUCCAGGAGGAAGAGGAAGCGGGCAGGCGGCUCAGGGAAGGCAGGGCGCUGAAUCCAAGGGGGAAAGACAAGACCUCGUCGGGGCCAUCAAGCGAGAAGAGGGAACGGCGUGGGUCAGCACAAGGCCACGCUGCUCCUCGAGUCAUUCAUUCAUUCAUCCAUUCAUUCGCCAGCCUUUGGAAGCAAAGCUCCCUUUCCUCCAUAGCCAUGCGGUGCUGGGAGCGGACUGGGGUCUGGGGAGCCCUCCCAGUCCCGCCCGAGCUCUCCUCCCGACGAAGCUUCGUGCAGGAGUGAAGCCAAAGACCUUCCCCGACGAAGACGAGGACAAGAAGGGGCUGGGAGGGAGCGAUCCCAUGAAAGAGGCGGAGGAGGGCCAAGGAAGAGCCAGGGCCGGGGCUUUGGAAGGGGGAGGCAACGGAGAGAGAGAGAGACCCCAAGAAGUUGAAAUAAGCCGCCAAGGAAGAGAGGAGGGGGAAGAGCGCCCCAAGAAGUUGAAAUAGGAAGCCGGCUCCAUUGAUUCAAUCGUCAAGAGAAGAGGGGAGAGAGCACCCCGAGUUGGAAGAGGAAGCCGAAUUGAAGUUCAUUCAAUCGCCAAGGAAGAGAGGAGCAAGGAGAGCGCCCCAAGAAGUUGAAAUAAAAAGCAGGCUCCAUUGAUUCAAUCGUCAAGGAAGAGAAGAGGGGAGAGAGCACCCCGCGUUGAAGGAGGAAGCCGGACUGAAGUUCAUUCAAUCGCCAAGGAAGAGAGGAGCAAAGAGAGCGCCCCAAGAAGUUGAAAUAAAAAGCCGGCUCCAUUGAUUCAAUCGCCAAGGAAGAGAGGAGGGGCGAGAGCGGCCCAUGAAGUUGAAAUAGGAAGUCGGCUCCAUUGAUUCAAUCGCCAAGGAAGAAAAGGGGGGGAAACGCCCCAAGAAGUUGAAAUAGUAAGCCGGCUCCAUUGAUUCAAUCGCCAAAGAAGAGAAGAGGGGAAAGAGCACCGGGUUGAAGGAGGAAGCCGGAUUGAAGUUCAUUCAAUCGGCCAGAGAGAGCGCCCCAAGAAGUUGAAAUAAAAAGCCGGCUCCAUUGAUUCAAUCGCCAAGGAAGAGAGCAGGGGCGAGAGCGGCCCAUGAAGUUGAAAUAGGAAGCCGGAUUGAAGUCCAUUCCAUCGCCAAGGAAGAGAGGAGCGGGAGUCAGUCCCAUUGAUGCCACACCGAAGGGUCUGCCAGGCGGGGCUUCCUGGCUAGCAGGAAGGGCGCCUCCUCCUGUCCCCUACCCCCUCCCUCAUGGCUUCCUUCCCGGAGGCGGACUUCCAGAUCUGCCCGCUGUGCAAGGAGAUGUGCGGCUCGCCGGCGCCGGCCUCUUGCAACAAUUCCUCCUCGUCGUCGUCCUCCUCCUCGCAGACCUCCAGCUCGUCAGGAGGAGGAGGAGGAGGAAGAGGAGGCAACGCUGGCGGCGCGGGCUGCUCUUCCUCCUCCUCCUCCUCGCAGCGGCGCCUGCUGGUGCUGCCCUGCUUGCACGCCUUCUGCCGGCCGUGCCUCGAGGCGCAGCGCCACUCCUCUUCCUCCUCCUCCUCCUCCUCCUCUUCCUCCUCCUCCUCGGGGGAGGCUCCUCUCCAGCUGCGCUGCCCCCUCUGCGACCAGAAGGUGGUGAUCUCCGAGCCGUCGGGCAUGGACGCCCUGCCCUCCUCCAACUUCCUCCUCAGCAACCUGCUCGACGUCGUGGUCGCCGCCGCCAACAACGCCAACAACGAGGAGCAGAACAACGGCAGGCCCAGCGGACCCGGGGGAGGGCCGGGAGGGGGGCCGGGAGGAGGCGGCGGCGGCGGCGGCGGAGGGAGCAGCAGCAACAACAGCAGCGGCGGAGGCGCCAACAACAACCGGCACCACCACCACCCCCGGCAGCAGCAGCAACGCCAGGCGUCUUCCUCCUCGGCGAGCGGAGGGGGCUCUUCCCCGGGCUCGUCGUCGCUCCUUCUGCUCCGGAGGCCCCACAGCCGCCAAGGCGGCGAGCCCCGCUGCAGCUCCUGCGACGAAGGCAACGCGGCCAGCGCCCGCUGCCUCGACUGCCAGGAGCACCUCUGCGACAACUGCGUGCGCGCCCACCAGCGCGUCCGCCUCACCAAGGACCACUUCAUCGAGCGCUUCAUCGGGCCCAACGCCGCCCCGCCGCCCCAGUCCCAGACCCACGCCGCCGCCGCCGCCUCCUCCUCCGCCGGGCCCGCCUCGGCCCUCGGCUCGCCCUACAGCAUCCUCGCCGCCGCCUUCCCGGACCGGGCCAGCUACUGCCAGCAGCACGACGACGAGGUGCUGCAUUUUUAUUGUGACACGUGUUCUGUCCCCAUCUGUCGGGAAUGUACCAUGGAACGACAUGUGGGUCACAGCUUUAUCUACCUCCAAGAUGCUUUGCAGGACUCUCGAACUCUAACCAUUCAGCUAUUAGCUGAUGCUCAACAGGGACGCCAAGCCAUUCAGCUGAGUAUCGAGCAGGCCCAAGCUGUAGCAGAACAAGUUGAGAUGAAGGCCAAGAUGGUACAAUCUGAAGUGAAGGCAGUAACAUCCAGACACAAGAAGGCCCUAGAAGAAAGAGAAUGUGAGCUGCUGUGGAAGGUGGAAAAAAUUCGCCAAGUCAAAGCGAAGUCACUCUACCUUCAGGUGGAAAAACUACGUCAAAACCUGAACAAGCUAGACAACACCAUCAGUGCCGUCCAACAAGUCCUAGAGGAGGGUCGGAACAUGGAUAUCCUCUUGGCUCGGGACCGAAUGCUUGCUCAGGUUCAGGAGUUGAAGAAUGUCAGAGGCUUCCUGCAGCCUCAAGAGGAUGACAGGGUCAUGUUCACGCCUCCCGACCAGGCUUUGUAUAUGGCCAUCAAGUCUAUGGGGUUUGUCAGCAGUGGGGCCUUCGCUCCUCUGACCAAAGCCACUGGGGAAGGUCUCAAACGUGCACUUCAAGGCAAAGUAGCCUCUUUCACAGUGAUCGGCUAUGACCACGACGGGGAGCUGCGGCGUUCUGGGGGAGACAUGAUCUCUGCUGUUGUCAUGGGACCGGAUGGGAAUCUCUUUGGAGCAGAUAUUGGUGACCAGCAGAAUGGGACCUAUAUGAUCAAUUACAGGCCACAGAUGGAAGGGGAACACCUCAUUUCAGUCAUGAUGUGCAACCAGCAUAUAGAAAACAGCCCUUUCAAAGUCACCGUCAAAUCGGGCCGCAGCUAUGUUGGCAUUGGACUGCCAGGGCUCUGUUUUGCUAGUGAGGGAGAUGGUGAUGGGAAAUUGUGCCGCCCCUGGGGUGUGAGUGUAGAUAAAGAAGGCUAUAUUAUUGUUGCUGAUCGAAGCAAUAACCGCAUCCAGGUCUUUAAGCCUUGUGGGGCUUUCCAUCAUAAGUUUGGCACCUUGGGCUCCAGGCCCGGCCAGUUUGAUAGGCCUGCUGGUGUUGCCUCAGAUUCAUCAAGGAGGAUCAUAGUGGCAGACAAGGACAAUCAUCGCAUCCAGAUCUUCACGUUUGAUGGCCAGUUCAUUCUGAAAUUUGGGGAGAAAGGAACCAAGAACGGGCAGUUCAAUUACCCAUGGGAUGUAGCAGUAAACUCUGAGGGAAAAAUCCUGGUGUCCGACACAAGGAAUCAUCGAGUUCAGCUCUUUGGUCCUGACGGAGUGUUCCUGAAUAAGUAUGGCUUUGAAGGAGCACUCUGGAAGCACUUUGAUUCCCCAAGAGGUGUGACAUUCAAUCACGAAGGCCAUCUAGUUGUGACAGAUUUCAACAAUCAUCGUCUCUUGGUCAUACAUCCAGACUGUCAGUCAGCCCGCUUCCUAGGGUCUGAAGGCACGAGCAAUGGGCAGUUUUUGCGCCCGCAGGGUGUGGCAGUUGAUCAGGAAGGCCGUAUCAUUGUGGCAGAUUCCAGGAACCAUCGUGUGCAGAUCUUUGAGCCAAAUGGUAGUUUUUUAUGCAAAUUUGGCACUCAGGGAAGUGGCUUUGGUCAGAUGGACCGUCCUUCAGGUAUUACAGUCACCCCAGAUGGCAUGGUUGUUGUGGUUGACUUUGGAAACAAUCGAAUUCUUGUUUUCUAAUCUGUGUUUAUCUGUACUACAAAAAGUCUGUCUCAGGGGGAAAAAAUCCUUUUACGAGAACACACACAAACAUGUUCAAAAUAUUACAAUGUUAGUUCAAACCUACCUCAUCUUUAAUUUUUAUAGAUGAAUGUACUUUCCCUUUUUAUCUGCAGGGAGUGGACCUGUGGUGUUGUUAUGAACUCUUAUCUACCUCAUUAUCUUUGCGUUCUUUUACCUCCACAGUAUACACAGUGCAGUUUAAAAUUAAGCCUCUUUUCCCUGGAUGGGACAUUAAUGCAAAAAACAUGUUUCUGUGCACAUUUAGCUGGUUUAUGUGAUAAAUUCUGUAGGUUCUGCCAAGAAGGCACACACUCAUCUU